Manihot esculenta (cassava) is the source of this 1190-nucleotide messenger RNA. Its product is annotated as transmembrane protein 45B-like. The transcript has a single exon. The record is from RefSeq and is a predicted model, not a curated record. Bases 38 to 994 code for a protein of 318 amino acids. NCBI's taxonomy places the organism in Eukaryota, Viridiplantae, Streptophyta, Magnoliopsida, Malpighiales, Euphorbiaceae.
GCCCUGAUAAGGCCUUUAGGAAAUUGUGCAUACAAAGAUGGGUAGUCUAAUAGGGCAUGUAUUACCGGGCAUAGCUUUCCUUGCAUUAGGUUUGUGGCAUCUCUUUAACCACAUCAAACUCUAUUCUCUACAUCCAAACUCCUACAUUUCUUCUGCUUGGUUCCCCACUUCAAAAGUUAGGCACUUGGAGCUUUUCUUGAUCAUGGCAGGAAGCUCCAUCUCCAUUUCCAUGGAGCUUUUCAUUGGUCCUGAGAGACACCAACCCUUUGAUUCUGAUGGAACCAUACCAUCAAAUCAUCUCAAAAACUUUGAGCACUCUUCAAUUUCAAUGCUUUUCUUUGUUUAUGCAACUUUUGCUAUACUUCUUGACAGAUUUAAGCCUAAAUCUCAUCUUGGUCUAACACAACUUCUUGGAGCAGUAGCUUUCGGGCAACAGCUCUUUCUCUUCCAUCUCCACUCAACAGAUCACCAAGGCCUAGAAGGGCAAUAUCAUUUGCUUCUCCAAGCUAUUGUAGUUGUUUCUGUAGUCACCACCCUUAUGGGAAUUGGGCUGCCAAGGAGUUUCUUGGUCAGCUUUGUGAGGUCUGUUAGCAUAUUUUUUCAAGGAGUUUGGUUCAUAGUGAUGGGCUACAUGCUAUGGACACCAGAAUUGCUACCUAGAGGUUGUGAACUUUACAAUGAAGAUGAACACCAUGUGGUUAGAUGUGGCAGCCAACAAGCAUUACAUAGGGCUAAAUCACUUGUAAAUAUUCUAUUCAGCUGCUUCUUAAUUGGUACUGCAAUUUUUGCAGUUUCUUUUUAUAUGGGUAUGGUUGAAAGAUUUGGUACAAGGGAGGAUUACUAUUGUAAAUUACCAAAGGAAUUUGAAGAGAUGCAAGAAGAGGAAGAAGAGUUUUGUGAUGCUGAAUCCCAAAAGGAAAAGAAAUUUGGUGAGUCAAAGGGUGCUUUUGUUCAUAUGGAAGCAAGAAUUGCACCAUUCAAUAUGGAAAGGUAGAAGAUGUGAGAAAAUUGGAGUUAACAUGAUUUCCUCUAAGUUUAAACUCCCUUGCUUGUUGGUAUAUAUGCUGCUUUGUAUAAUCUGUAUUUGUCUGUUAGUAUAUAUAACAUUUGUACGUAUGUGUACAUAUACAUAACUAUACAUAUAAAUAAUUACGAAUAUCGAAAAAAUUAAUUUAAUUUUUAUGAUUGGA